This is a messenger RNA of Gadus chalcogrammus (walleye pollock), 1088 nucleotides long. RefSeq names its product charged multivesicular body protein 6-like. The transcript has 8 exons. The coding region runs from base 148 to 771 and encodes 207 amino acids. Gene Ontology annotation, cellular component: multivesicular body; ESCRT III complex. The record is from RefSeq and is a predicted model, not a curated record. Gene Ontology annotation, biological process: vesicle budding from membrane; late endosome to vacuole transport via multivesicular body sorting pathway. NCBI's taxonomy places the organism in Eukaryota, Metazoa, Chordata, Actinopteri, Gadiformes, Gadidae.
CGACACGGGGAAUAGGGCGUGGCUAUGUUAGCAACCUAGCAUGCUAAUAAAAAACAACAGACCGCGAUAUGUUUUGUCAAAUCCAUUCAAAGAAGUAACAUCUUUGUGUGUUAAAAACGAGUUAUGUAGCGGGUAUGAGUUUACGUAAUGGGAAACGUUUUUGGGAGAAAGAGUCACCCUUCUCGAAUCACAGAGCAGGACAGAGCUAUACUGCAACUGAAACAGCAGAGGGAUAAACUGAAGCAGUACCAGAGGAGAAUCACACUACAAUUGGAGAAAGAAAGGCUUCUGGCCAAACAGCUGUUGAAAGAUGGGAGAAAGGAGAAGGCACUGGUUCUUCUUAAGAAGAAGCGGUACCAGGAUCAGUUACUAGAGAAAACUGAUAAUCAGAUUUCAAAUCUGGAGCGCAUGGUUCAAGACAUUGAGUUCACCCAAAUUGAGUUGAAAGUCAUUGAGGGGCUGAAAGUUGGAAAUGACUGUCUGAAGAGUAUGCAUGAGGUGAUGUCCAUAGAGGAUGUGGAGAGAAUCAUGGAUGAGACUCAGGAAGCCAUUGAAUAUCAGAGGCAAAUCGAUGAGUUACUGGCGGGCACGUUGACCCAGGAGGAUGAAGAAAGUGUUCUGGCCGAGCUCCGAGCUCUCACUCAGGAAGAGGAAGUACAACUUCCCGACGUUCCCACGGAUCCCCUUCCUGAAGUACCGGAGGCAGCCAAUGUUCAGCCAGACCGGAUGCGGGCGAAGGAGAAUGACAUGCCUGAGAUGUUGGCAGCGUGACCAACAGAACUUUGUUUACCAGUCCUCGGUGGUUCUCUACAUGAAGGCCUACACACCCGGCAUGCACCUCUUGUGCAAACCCAGGCAGUGUUUUAUGUUUCAAUAAAAAUAGCAACUUCCUGGCACGGCAGUUGGCAUCACAAUGAGCACUGUAGCUGUGCUGAGUGGCGCUCUGCUCCACUGUACAUUUUAUUCAAGUGAAAAAUGACCUCAUAAGUUGUUUGUGUCUGUUUUUGUCUAAUUGUUCAAAUACUAUUGUAUUAUACUACACCGAUUAGGACACAAUAGAAUGGCAUGAGGGAUUUUAAAGUGUUUCU